Molecule: messenger RNA, 1260 nt
Organism: Vicia faba (fava bean)
Lineage: Eukaryota; Viridiplantae; Streptophyta; Magnoliopsida; Fabales; Fabaceae
Source: the annotation of a GenBank genome assembly
AUGGCAACUUCGAAAGUUUUAAGUUUUGUUUUCUUUGUGUUGUUGUGUUUAGGAAUAUGCUCUGCUGCUAGAACACUCAUUAGCAUUGGUUUGGGUCACGAAAUUAAUGGAGGUUUCCAUGGUGAUAUUGGUGUGAGCGGUGGUGUAGGUGGAGUGCAUGCUGGUGUAGAUGGACAUGGAGGAGGAGCCGGUGGAGGUGAAGGUGCAGGUGGUGGUGGUCAAUAUGGAGGAGAUGUUGUUGCUGGCGGUGGUGGUGGUGGAGGUGGAAGUGGCGGUGGGGGUGGUGCAGCUGAAGUUGGUGGAUAUGGUGGAGGAGCUGGAAAAGGAAGUGGGGAAGGAAUUGGUGGAGGUGCAGCACAUGGUGGUGGUUAUGCUGGUGGUGGAGGAGGUGGUAGUGGUGGAAGCGGAGGUGGUGGUGCAACUGAAGGUGGUGGAUAUGGUGGAGGAGCUGGCAAGGGAGGUGGGGAAGGAUUUGGUGAAGGUACAGCACAUGGUAGUGGUAAUGGAGGUGGUGGAGGAGGUGGUAGUGGUGGAGGCGGCGGUGGUGCAGCUGAAGGUGGUGGGUAUGGUGGAGGAGCUGGAAAAGGAGGCGGGGAAGGAUUUGGUGGAGGUGCAACACAUGGUGGUGGUUAUGCUGGUGGUGGAGGAGGUGGUAGUGGUGGAGGCGGAGGUGGUGGUGCAACUGAAGGUGGUGGAUAUGGUGGAGGAGCUGGCAAGGGAGGUGGGGAAGGAUUUGGUGAAGGUACAGCACAUGGUAAUGGUAAUGGAGGUGGUGGAGGAGGUGGUAGUGGUGGAGGCGGCGGGGGUGGUGCAGCUGAAAGUGGUGGGUAUGGUGGAGGAGCUGGAAAAGGAGGCGGGGAAGGAUUUGGUGGAGGUGCAGCACAUGGUGGUGGUUAUGCUGGUGGUGGAGGAGGUGGCAGUGGUGGAGGUGGAGGUGGUGGUGCAGGAGGUGCUGGUGGUGGUUAUGGAGGUGGGGAAGGAGGUGGAAUAGGGGGUGGAUCUAGUGGAGAACAUGGAGGAGGAUACGGAGGUGGAGGUGGAAGUGGAGGUGGUGGAGGAGGGGGUGCUGGUGGAGUACAUGGUGGGGGAUAUGGUGGUGGUGAAGGAGCAGGUGGUGGAUAUGGGGGUGGAGCAGCAGGUGGUGGUGGGUCAGGUGGUGGCUUUGGUGGGGGUGGAGGUGGUGGAGGUGCGCAUGGUGGAGGAUAUGGCGGUGGUGCCAGAGGUGGUGAAGGUGGUGGCCACGGUGGAUAUUAUCCUUGA